This is a messenger RNA of Magnusiomyces paraingens, 477 nucleotides long. RefSeq lists its product as uncharacterized. The coding region runs from base 1 to 477 and encodes 158 amino acids. The record is from RefSeq and is a predicted model, not a curated record. The transcript is spliced from 2 exons. NCBI's taxonomy places the organism in Eukaryota, Fungi, Ascomycota, Dipodascomycetes, Dipodascales, Dipodascaceae.
AUGAUUCGAAAAAUUGCUUCCCGAAGACUUGCUGCCUCGUCGGCCCUCACACACCGUGCUACCGCUCUGCCAAAAUCCUCGCCGGCUGCAGCUAAGCGCUUUGGCCACGGCCACCAUGACCCGGAAUACCCUCCAGAGUCGCUUUUCAACAAGACUUCUAUCUUUCUCGUCGCUUUUACUACUUUCACCACUGCUCUUCUUUUGAACGACAAAUUCAACUCCAAGACUGGAAAGUCUAUUAUUGGCGACUGGCUUGUUCCUUCUACCAAGGUCGAAGAAACCGAGAAGAACUGGGAGCAGGGCGUUGCCGAACUCGAGAAAUUCCGAAAGGACAAGCUUUUUGAGAGAUCAAUCACAGAAAAGCCACAGUACACCGUUCCUUCUAACAUUAAUGCUGUUGCUGAGGUUGGCCCUAGAUCUAUUCCCACUGGCCGGGUCGUUCUUUUUGAUGAUGUUUCCGAGCGUACUCAACGAUAA